Molecule: messenger RNA, 360 nt
Organism: Lactuca saligna
Lineage: Eukaryota; Viridiplantae; Streptophyta; Magnoliopsida; Asterales; Asteraceae
Source: the annotation of a GenBank genome assembly
AUGAUGCUCCUCCCCCAGUUUUCAGAAUCUGGUGAUCAAGAUGGUGGUCCUUCUAGAUCAAGUUACAAAACGCCAAAGAAAACACCUAAUGGUAGGCAACAUAAAAUUCAAGCAAAGGAAGAUCUGUCCCUAACCUAUGAUGAGGAUUUUGAUGAUCUUUUCACCUAUACACCUAAUGAUAAGCAACCUAUGAGUCAAGAAAAGGAGGAUGUCCAGGAAAAAGAGAAUGCCAAUGAGGUGAAGGUGAAUGAAAGAGAUACUUUAAAGGAGUUGUUGCUAUCUAAAUAUACACAUGUUGAUGCAGUGGAUGCUAUAAAAGAGGUAAGUGUUGUUACAUUAUUUAGGGCUUUCAUAUUGUAG